AUGGAAGCCACACUUAACCACCAGGGAUUCCAGAGAAAAGAUGGCGUGUCUUUGGAGGAUGGGAGUGGUGACCCUGGUUUAGACCAAACUGUGAGAGGAGAAAAUUGGAACCCAUGUCUGGAGGGCCAUGAUGUGUUUUCCAAGGUCAAAGAGAACAGCAUGAUAGGAGAACUCAUCGCUGAGCUCAAAACUGAGCUGACAGCCAAUGAUGUUGUCUGGAGCUUAACUGGGGAGGACGCUGAUUGGUUCUUCCUAGAAAGGCGGAGCAUCAAACUCAAUGCCCCAUUGGAUAGAGUUCUGGACCGGGAGGUGCAGGGCCCAGUCCUGAUGGCAGCGUUGACCUGCUAUGAGGAGGACACUGUGCAGAGUGAGUACAGGAUCAUGGUGGAGAUUCUGAAUGAGAAUGAUAACACUCCUGAGUUUGUGGAGAGCACCAUACAGCCUCGCAGCAUCAGUGAGCUGGCUGAGGUGAAGUCAGUGGUGUUUACAGUCCAGGCCACAGAUGCAGAUGGCGACACCAUAAUGUACUCCAUCGACCAGACCUCGCCUGAUGCCGCCUACUUCAGAGUGGAUCUCCCUAACAGUGGAGAGGUGAUACUGGCCAAGCCUCUGGACUACGAGACUAAAACACAACUGAAGAUCACCAUAUAUGCUUCGGAGAUGAACACUGUGGAGAAGUUCAACACUAGUGCCAUCCUGACCGUGAAUAUCUUGGACGGAGAUGACCAGUACCCACAAUUCCUGCCGUGCAUGCCCCCCUCUAAUGACCAAUCGAAUCGUGUCUGCAGCAACCCCGUCUACACGGUUAACAUCACAGAAGGCGAACAGGAUGUUCUGCUGGACUUCUCUCCUGGGCCGAUCAAUGCUGUGGAUGGAGACAGAGGCCUCAGCUCACCUCUCAGCUAUAGCAUUCUGUCAGGGGCUGAUAAUGGGCGUUUUGUGAUGGAUGAGGUGACAGGGGAGGUGCGUCUGAUGAAAGAAGUAGAGAACAGACUACUGACACCCACACUACGCCUACGGGUCAUGGCGUACCAGAGGAAUGACCCUAGGAAGUACUCAGUUGCCACAGUUGUGAUCCGUGUUGUGGCUGUCAACCGCUUUCCUCCCCAGUUUGGUCGGGCCGAAUACCGUGGUUUUGUCACUGAAGGCAACAGCCCUGCCUCACUGGUCAACACUUACGGAAACACCGUGCUGCUGCUACAGAUACAGGACAGGGACUUCUCUGAUGGGAUUAAUCCCAAGAUGCACUACUCCCUGAGGUCCUCGUCCAAUCACACAGAGUUUUACCACAUCACACAGGAGGGGCUUCUGAUCGCCAGGACCAAUCAGUUACGGCCAUCACAGAAACACAGUCUGAAGGUAGUGGCUGUGGAUCUGGAGUCAGGUGACAUGGCCACGGCUCUCAUAAAGGUGGAGGUGCUGUAUGAAGGACAAAUAGUCCCUCAGGGCCCAUUGGGGGACGGGCGUCUCCAUGGUAGCUGUGCUGUAGGCAAGGCUAUGGGUGUGGUCAUCCUGGGACUGACUCUGUUAGGCUGCGCUCUGUAUGCACUGCAGCAUGUCCUCCGGACAUACAGAGGACUGAAGGACCCAGAGGACAGGGGCUGUAUAGCACAGGGAAAACACCCCAAUGUGAGAUUACAAUGGUUCCAACUGGUGGGUCACAGUAGCCCCAUGCCAGUCCUUGAUGAGGUGAAGUUCAAAAAGGAGGGUCUAAGCACUUCCACCUCCACCUCCAAGCUACUGGGCGGUCAGAGCAUUUACACACCUGCAGACUCGGACCUUUCUCCAUUCAACACUUUACCCAUAGCUACACCCUCAACAACCUACAUCCAGCCUAUACUAGCCAACUCCACCCAUACACCUGCUACAAUCAUCACACCUGAACUACUCAAGACAUCCACACAACUCCUGGGCAACUCCAGCUCUAGUACACCCCUACACCCAUCACCUACACCUACCAUGGAUCAGACAGACUCGCCUUUAGCUACACACCCCUCCCCUGUUGCAGAUCCAAUAGGUACACACACUCAGGUAGAAGAGACACCUACCUCACCUAACCAUCAGCAGGUACACACACCUUUACCUCCUCCCACUCCGAUCAACUCACCCCCUCACCCCACACCCCCUCCUACCUCACCUACCACACCUCUCCCUUUCUCACCUACUCCAGACCCGAUACACAAUCCUGAAUGUACAGGAUAUAAUCACACACCUUUACUUACUCCACCCUGUCCAGAGCAGGACAGGGUAGGGACACCCCCACCUAAACCCACCCCAGGGCAAACACAUACCCCUGUACUGACCAUCACCUGCCCAGAGCAGGUAGGACAACCAUGGUACCCUGAGGAGCGCAGACCCUCCACCCGCAGCCCUGAGACAGCCUCUAUCGGGGAUGAUGACUGCUUCCUGGGGGAUGAAGAGGCCACCAGGAACAGUGAUGAUGAUGAAGAUGAAGAGCUGGUGAGACUCUAUUCUCACAUACAGCCCACAUUCCUGAUAACAGACUACGACAAUGACCUCACGACUGAGAUCCCUGCCAGUGGUGGAGAGGAGGAGGGGACUGGGAACAGCGAAGGAGUGGAGAGAGAGAGGGAUUGGAUGGAGGGAAACAAGGAAAGGGCCGGGAGAGACAGGGAUGAUAUGGAAGGAAAGGGGGGUAAAUUAGAGAGCGAAGGGGAGAGUUUGAAACAUGGGAGUCCAUCAUUUCAACCCUGUGAUACAGAGCAGGAAGUAUAA
Messenger RNA from Oncorhynchus masou masou (cherry salmon), 2736 nucleotides. RefSeq names its product cadherin-related family member 5. Gene Ontology annotation, biological process: cell-cell junction assembly; multicellular organism development; homophilic cell-cell adhesion. Gene Ontology annotation, molecular function: calcium ion binding; cadherin binding. The record is from RefSeq and is a predicted model, not a curated record. Gene Ontology annotation, cellular component: catenin complex; adherens junction; membrane. Lineage: Eukaryota; Metazoa; Chordata; Actinopteri; Salmoniformes; Salmonidae. The coding region runs from base 1 to 2736 and encodes 911 amino acids. The transcript has 16 exons.